This is a messenger RNA of Triticum aestivum (bread wheat), 794 nucleotides long. Its product is annotated as cysteine proteinase EP-B 2-like. Gene Ontology annotation, biological process: proteolysis. The transcript has a single exon. The record is from RefSeq and is a predicted model, not a curated record. The coding region runs from base 49 to 567 and encodes 172 amino acids. Gene Ontology annotation, molecular function: cysteine-type peptidase activity. Lineage: Eukaryota; Viridiplantae; Streptophyta; Magnoliopsida; Poales; Poaceae.
CUCAUCGACUGCGACACGGCGGACAACGAAGGGUGCCAGGGCGGGCUCAUGGACAACGCCUUCGAGUACAUCAAGAGCAACGGCGGGCUCAUCACCGAGGCUGCCUACCCGUACCGCGCCGCCCAAGGCACCUGCAACGUCGCGAGAGCGGCCCAGAAUUCCCCCGUGGUGGUGCACAUCGACGGGCACCAGGACGUGCCGGCCAACAGCGAGGAGGCGCUGGCCCAGGCGGUGGCGAACCAGCCCGUGUCCGUGGCCGUCGAGGCCAGCGGGAAGGCGUUCAUGUUCUACUCCGAGGGGAUCUUCACCGGCAGCUGCGGCACGGAGCUGGACCACGGCGUCGCGGUGGUCGGGUACGGCGUGGCAGAGGACGGCAAGGCGUACUGGACGGUGAAGAACUCGUGGGGGCCGUCGUGGGGGGAGCAGGGCUACAUCAGGGUGGAGAAGGAUUCCGGCGCCGCGGGCGGGCUCUGCGGCAUCGCCAUGGAGGCGUCCUACCCCGUCAAGACCGACAGCAAGCCCAAGCCCACGCCCAGGCGCGCGCUCGGCGCCUGGGAGUCGCAGUGAUCGACUCGUCUGCGUGUCUGAAUUAUUUCUACUAUCAUUCCUACUAGUUAAAUUAGGGUGAAAAUAAAUUACAGCUGAGUCAAGUGCUUCUCCGUCCACACGCAAUAAUUAGGUGUGUGUAGCGUGGGGCCAGGACGAUACACAUAAUUUGUUUGGAUUUAUGUAAGUAAUGUAACAAUGUAACAAUGUAAUAUACUGGUAAUGUUAGUUCAAAAUUUAAAUUUGAA